GUAAUAAGCGUUCGGUAAUACGUUUAUUGGUUCUGCGGAUCUCUCAAUACCAAGAAUCCUUUGCCGGCAGUAAUAACUAAUAACACUUGCAAUAAUAACUACUUUCUCGCUACCCUUACCAUAAUAAACCACUUAUUAUUAUUAUAUAUUUAAGAAGGUAAAUAUAAUCUUCGGUAUUCUCCGGCGUUAAUCGAGUGGCGAAUAUAUUACCUGUAAAAGGAACAUCACCAACGCAAAGAAAACAAACAAAAGUUGUCUAAGAUGAUGAGAAGUUGUAUUAGUGCUUCAUCAGCCAUGUGGAAAUUUAUCUUCCCCAUUAUUGUUAUUGCAAACACCGCUCGAUCCAGCGAUCCAGGGGACGCAAGACAAAACGAAGUGAAUGGAGAUCAGGGUUUCGCUUAUUCGUUUUCAGGAAAUAGUCAAAACCCUUCAGCAAUCCCCUUUGGAAUCCCCUACUUCCCAGUAUUUAAUUUUAACCCCCUAUUUUCAGAUUAUUUCGACAACUUGAGACGAUUCAAUGACGAACUAGCUGCAAAUGCGACUUCUUCAAAAGGCACAUUGUCAUACUCGUAUUCGGCCACUGCGAAUGGUGGUUGGGCUAAAUCUGCCGCUUCUUCUUUAUUUCCUAUAUUAAAACCUAAAGAAAGUAUUGGAAAUAAUAUUCAUACUGCAUCUUCGUUCGCUAACCCUGGAAAUAUUCCAGGCGUAGAAUCUAGAUUCAGCGACGGAAACGGAGGUGCGGCAUCCGCCUCCGGUUAUAUUGGAAAUGGACAAGUUCGUCAAUCAGCAUCAGUCUAUCCACAAAAUCCGAGUGUUCCAAAUGUUAACACUAGAUUCGGAGCUGACACAGGCAAAGGAGGGUCGUAUGGAGUUUUCACGUCUAGUUUUAGCGAAACAUUACCCGAUAGCAAUGGCAAACCUGUGACCAGGCAAAAGGCUUCCACCACAGUCAAUGAUAACGGAAAAGUCUCAAGCUACUCUGCACACAAUCCAUAACCGUUUAAUUACAUUGUUUUUACGUAAAAAAUAAAGAUAUAUAUUUGCAUAUUUUA
Agrilus planipennis (emerald ash borer) is the source of this 1052-nucleotide messenger RNA. RefSeq lists its product as uncharacterized. NCBI's taxonomy places the organism in Eukaryota, Metazoa, Arthropoda, Insecta, Coleoptera, Buprestidae. The coding region runs from base 262 to 996 and encodes 244 amino acids. The record is from RefSeq and is a predicted model, not a curated record. The transcript has 5 exons.